Messenger RNA from Bipolaris maydis ATCC 48331, 3299 nucleotides. Its product is annotated as histone deacetylation protein Rxt3-domain-containing protein. Lineage: Eukaryota; Fungi; Ascomycota; Dothideomycetes; Pleosporales; Pleosporaceae. The record is from RefSeq and is a predicted model, not a curated record.
AUGAGCCGCCCGCAGUCUUUCCCACGCCCGCCAGAUGGCCCCAUGAACCAUAGCAACAACAACAGCAGCAACAACAACAACAACAACCACCCGCACUCCUCUCAGCCCUAUCCCGCCUACCCUCCCUCCUCGCCCUCGCAACAGCCUUCGCACACGCCCCACGCCGCCGACCCAAACUCGACGUCUCGUCGCGACACAUUCUACCCUUCGGCCCCGCAGCACGCUCGUCAUGGCAGCCAAACACGGCCGGGAGGGAACAACGUGCCCCAGGGCCAGACAGGAGAGGGGCACGCCCAGGGAGCUUGGUCAAACACAGCGCGACCGAUUCACUAUGAAACUCAUCACGUCCAGCCGGGCCCUUUGCCAGCCAUGACCACUCCAAAUAAUAAUAAUCCUCCCCCCGCCCCGUAUGCCUUCGACGCUGCCCGCACACGCUCGCUGAACGGCGCCAGUCCUCCCCAUCCAUACGGCCCGUCUCGCGACCCUCCACCGCCUCCAUCCUAUGCGCGACCGCAGAUGCCUCCUCCAUCCUCGCCCACCCAACAGCAUCCCCAUGCAUCUCAACCACCGCGCUCGCAAUACCCUCCCAACUUUGCUGCCGCCAGGGAGCUUCCAGGCCUAGGCCAAGCAAUGCGACCGGGCGCCAGCAUGGCCAUCUCGUCCUUGAUCGGUGGCGGGGGUGACACAGGCGCCCCCAUCCAAACAACACAGUCGCCAUCAUCGCCCUCCGCAAACGCGCCCUCAUCAAACGGCCACAGCAUGCAACCACCCUCGCCGCGUCGCGUAAUGCCAUCAGGCCCCCGAUCAGACUUUGCACCCUUUCGCCGCCAGCAGACGCCCGAGCGCGGCACGUAUGGAGCAAACACUUCGCGCCCCUCUGAUGCACACCCUUAUUCAUCAGCAUCACCUGGCCAGUCCUACAGCAACCAAGCCUCACCUGACUCUGGUCGCCAGUCGCUUCCGCCAAACGCUCCACCGUACAAGCCCAUGAAUUUUCCUGGCCAACGUCUUUACGCGCAAGACCCACAUCGCCAAUCCGCUGCAAACGUCCCACCUCGACCGAACAGCCAGCCAAAUGGUCCUCCAGGAAACAAUGAGCAAGAGGGCAGAGUCGUGUACGACGCGUUUGGGAGCCGGCGCGAUGCAUAUGGUCCGCACGAAGAGCGGCGACGAACGCUGGGCGAGUCGCAUCAUGCAAGGCCAAAUGCCGCUGAGCUCCUGGCAGGCGGCAACCAAAGCGGGCCCGAGAGAGAUAGGGCUGCGACCGUACAUCCCGUGUCACAAUCUGCAUUCAGCCCACCACAAGAGCACCGCAACAUUUCUGGCUCAUCGGAACCCCCGCGCAACCUGUGGCGGCAUUCAGCACAAACAGGCCCUGGCCGCGAACUUGCCCACGAUGGACGACAAGACGAACCUCCGCCAUUGCACCGCACGUACGGCCCAUAUCCUCCCGCUAUGCUGGGAGUUGCACGCUAUGGUGCUCAAACCUCCGAGGAGAUGCUCCGCCGCAGUGUGGACCAUCUGGGGCACCGUGUGGUAGAGCAGUACCAUGCUCCUCCUACCUCUGACCCGACCACCAUGGAGCGCCACAGAACUGAGCCACUUGCUCGCUCGUUGUCUUCCGGAGGGAGGUCUCUUUACGACCAGCCUCAGAAGAUGGGCGAGGCCAUGCAACACUCCAAGUCCCACAUUGGCUUCGGACUCGAGGCAAGCAGACGAACCGGUCGCGCCUCCCCACUGCCGCAAGCAGUCCAGGGUGCCCAAGGACAACCCCUGUCAAUUGGCAAAGACCCGGGAAUCAAGAGCGAGUUUGGCCGAAUGUUUUCAGGUUUGGGCAGUGGUUUAGGAUCGUCUACACCGUCGCGGGGAAGCCCAAUGCCACAAAACGGACAGGGAUCGUUCGAGUCAGAGAAUGGCGAGAUGAUGAGAAGAAUAGGCUCUCAGCAAGGAAAGAAGCCAAAGCGAGCAAAGGACGAGGAGGGUAUCUUUGACAUGGACAGCCCUGACGGCAGAGGAACCCCGUUCGGCUCUCGCGGUGCUAAACGGAACAAGCAUCAUCACCACCACCAUCAUCACCAUCCUCCGCCUCACCAUCAUCAUCAUCACCACCACCAUCACCAUCAUCAGCACAAGCCUGACGACGAAGGCCUGCCCGCACCGACGACAGCGAUGCUCAACGGCCGACCGACACCCCUACCCCAAGCUGGUCCCGGCCAAUCUGUCCAUCAUCACCACCAUAUUCAGGGGAAUCCUCACCAUCAUCAUCACCACCACCAUCACGCACCCCGCCCGACUAUGCCAGUGGCACUUGCAGCACCAAUCAAGAUUCAUGACAUACAGCCCGUCCUGGAAGAAGCCGCUAAGCGGCCUCGAAAACAUCUUGGGUCACAAUUGUACCAGGCUAAGACGGAAUUGCCAAAACCCAACUCAUCAUUGGACGAUCAAUUUGGCUACGCCUCGAAACCGCAGCGACUGCCGCGCUUUGACGUCAAUCCUAUCAACUGUACUUUCACGAUCAGAGUGCCGAGAUACUAUCUAAAGCCGCGACAACGCCAGCAUAUCGUACUAGAAAGGCACCUCUGGGGGGCACGUGUAUACCGGGAUGAUUCCGAUCCACUAGCUGCUGCUAUUCACUCGGGAUGGAUCCGUGGCGAGUGGGACGACACCGUCGACGUUGCCAUGCUCGAUCCACGCAUCACUGCACCCAAUGACCCAUCGGACGCCGAAGAUGUCCUUACCAAGCUCCCUGCUGCGCCUGUAACUCCGCCCGCCGAUAUGGAUCUGCAGAUUGAGAUUGUCAUUCUGCCGCAGCUCCAGGAGUAUACAGGGUCGGUCGAGUAUGGAAUCUCGAGUAGGAAGAGCAAGGGACACGAAGGCCUGAGCUUCAUGAUCAACAAGAUUCGAUGGGUAGAAGAAGGCAUUGGCAGUCGAGGACAAGACCGGACAGCAGCAGCAUUGAAACGGCGACUAGACGCCAGCGCUGCACUGCUCGCUCUCAAGAGUGGGAUUGUUGAUUCCUGCAGGGUUAAUGGCAUGGCAAGACUACACGCUUGAUGUUUAGUCGAGUUGUCGCAACUUCUCGACGUAUAACGGCCGUCUCAGAUUUUAUGGCAUAUGGAAUUUUGUAGCAUGCAGUUGAGUUUGAGCAUUGCUAGAUACCCGCAUCUUUUAUUUUAUGCUCGAGUUUGGCGCAGGAUUUGCACAUAGCGAAGGCGAACAAGUUUGUGUUGCUAUUUUUACGACAAUCGAAGAGGUGUUUGCUAAUUGGGUAUCCUGAGAAGACGAAGAUAAAAGUAAAA